Molecule: messenger RNA, 2095 nt
Organism: Cuscuta epithymum
Lineage: Eukaryota; Viridiplantae; Streptophyta; Magnoliopsida; Solanales; Convolvulaceae
Source: the annotation of a GenBank genome assembly
CUUAUAACUACCCCUUGGGGGCUAUAUAUAUGAAGUAAAUGUGGAUUUGGGCUCCUAGCCAUGGGCUUAGGAAACCUAUUACAAUAAUCAUGUAUUUUUUGGAUGAAAUAAGACCACUAAUGGGCUGAGUACAACACUUAGUGAAUUAAAAUAGGAAAAUACAUUCUACCGGGAUAGUCCUUGGCCGAUGCGAUGUCUUUGGCCGAUGCGUUCCCCGGUCAAUGGGGGACCCAUUUUGUCUACGGAGGGUUUCCUGAGCUGUUCUGUCUCUGGCCGUUACGGGACCCACCUGGCCGAAGGCUACCACGUGGAUGCCCCUAUGAUGAUGUUUAACCUUCUGAGUAUGUGGGCCAUGGGGUCUGAGCGCAUAUACUUUAUCAGUACUUUUCCACCGUUUUUUUACACUACUCAUUAGUCAUUACCCCUAUAAUUUUAGGCUUAAAUGUUGUGCCCACCUUAUUUUAGAGAACUUCGGAGUACAUGAAAAAUACGUGUCUUGUGUGUCAUCUUUUAUCUUUCCACUCAUUUAAGAACAGAUGGCCUCUAGAAUUUAUUAACAGUGAUUGAUCACAAGCUUAAAUCGAGAUAUAAUUACGUUAAUGGAUAUGGAGACACCGGCCGACAUCAUAGCAGUCCCAUUUCCAUAUCAAGGUCACACAAACCCUAUGCUUCAAUUCUGCCGUCUCUUAACGGCGGCCGGCGGCCGCCCCAAUGUCACCUUAGUCCUCACCCACGACGUCGCAAAAUCCAUUCACCAAUCCUCCCUCUCCCAAAUCAUACACACGCUAGAGUUAAUCUCCGACGGAAACGGCGGCGGCGCACAGCCUACGUUCGAGGAAUACCGCGCGCGCGUGCAGGCCGCCGUCUCGGAGGGGGUCGCCGCCGUCAUCGAGAAGCGAAAGAGGGCCAAACUUCUAGUGUACGAUUCGAUGAUGCCUUGGCUAGCGGAGAUCGGGAGAGCGCGUGGGCUGCGCGUGGCUGCUCUGUUCACACAGUCUGCUUCGGUUUGCAGCAUCUAUCACCACAUGCUUCAGGGGCGGCGCGUCGGAGAACGGGUGGUGUCUCUGCCUGCUUUGCCGGCGCCGAUGGAAUUGCCGUCGUUUUCCUUGUUCGGCGAAAUUGCGGACGAAGUGGAAGAGUUUACGUUGAAGCAGGCAAGAAACAUGGGGAAGGCCGAUUGUCUGUUGUUCAACACAUUUCACGCCUUGGAAAAGGAGGCAGUGAAGUGGUUAUCAGAAAGAUGGGCGAUCAAGACAAUUGGACCGUUGGUUCCAAGAUCUGAAAACAACAUUGACCUGUUCAAGUCAGACCAAGACUGCAUGAAAUGGCUCGACGCCAGAGAGCCCAGUUCGGUGGUCUACACAUCCUUUGGCACCGUAGUGGUCUGGUCAGAGCACCAGAUGCAAGAAAUUGCAAUGGGCUUGGCCCAAUCCAACAAAUACUUCAUCUGGGCCGUUCGAGACUCCGAACAAUCCAAACUUCCCAAAAACUUCAAGCCAAACACGGCACAGAGAGGGCUCAUACUAAAAUGGUGCCCCCAAGUGGAGGUCCUGUCCCACAAGGCGGUCGCGUGCUUCCUUACGCAUUGCGGGUGGAACUCCACACUCGAGGCGCUGAGCUUGGGCGUGCCGGUCGUUGCUAUGCCCCAAAUGGUUGACCAACCCACCAAUGCCAAAUUCAUUGAUGAUGUUUGGCAAGUCGGGGUCCGAGUUAAGGUCAAUGAGCAUGACAUUGUUACGCGACACGAAGUCAACGAUCGCAUUCUGGAGGUAAUGGAAGGGGCGAGAGCCGAUGAAAUUCGAAGAAAUGCAAUCAAGUGGAAGGGGUUAGCAGGGGAGGCUUUGAUGGUAGGAGGAAGUUCGGAUGUGAACAUAAAAAAUUUCAUCUCACAAUUGGCUAUGUAAGUAUGUAAUGAGGAUGGGGAAUAUGGGAUUUCCUUAAAUUAAGAUUCACUUCAUUAUUAUGGUAGCAUAAUAGAAAAAGAAAAUUUAUGAGAUGCCAGGUAUGUAAUACUACUAGUGUAUUAAAUUAUUAACCAACGACUCUUUCAUUUCUAUAAAAACUCAACACUUAGAUGUUGUUACUUGACUGUAAU